This is a messenger RNA of Cylicostephanus goldi, 306 nucleotides long. NCBI's taxonomy places the organism in Eukaryota, Metazoa, Nematoda, Chromadorea, Rhabditida, Strongylidae. The record is from the annotation of a GenBank genome assembly.
AUGGACCAAGUUGAUACGGCUCAUCAUACUGAUGGGCCAUUUGGAUUUCUCAAAUGCAUACAAAGCCCGACAGUCGUUGAAACCACAUCGUUGAGACCCCGUGAAUCUGACUUUCUGAUAGCAUACGCCACUCCGCCAACGUAUGUUUCUUGGCGUAAUAGUCUUCGAGGCAGUUGGUUUGUGCAAGCGAUUUGUGAGGUAUUUGCUAAGCAUGCGCGUGAUAUGGAUAUUCUGCAGUUACUCACAAGAGUAAAUCAAAGGGUUGCAGAGUGCUUCCAGACAAACUGCUCUUCUUCAUACAAGCAG